GGAUUUCAGAAAAAAGAAUGCAAUUUGUUCAGCUCCAAGUAUGGGAAAAACCUUCUAUUCAAAGACUCUACACUGAACAUUGUGCCUCUACCACCUUCCAUGGAUGCUUUCUUAUAUCUAGGGCCAAGCCUUUACAACUCGGUCAAAGAAACAUUUGUUGUAAAUUCUUUAGAGGGAAGCCAACCAUCUCGAGAAAGUAUACGUUGGUGUACGCAAAGCAGACAGGAGAAGAUAAAGUGUGAUAACUGGACGCCUGUGAGUGGAGGAGUCAUUGAAUGUACAGAAGCCUCUUCUGCUGAUGAAUGUAUUCAACAAAUAAUGAAAGGUGACGCAGAUGCUGUUACACUCGAUGGAGGAUACAUGUACACAGCUGGGCAGUGUGGAUUGGUACCUGUACUUGGAGAGUACUAUAACCAAGGUAAGACCAUACUGCAGAAAACCAAUUCUAGUACAUACUAUGCAGUUGCUGUUGUAAAGAGAAUGAACAGAGACAUCACAUGGAACAACCUUAAAGGCAAGAAGUCCUGUCACACAGGGGUAGGUCGCACUGCUGGAUGGAAUAUUCCUGUCGGUCUGAUCAACAAGAAAAACAACAACUGUGAUAUUGGUUCAUACUUCAGUCAGAGCUGUGCUCCUGGCUCUGAUAUUAAUUCUAAUCUCUGUCAAUUGUGUAUUGGAGAUCCCAAGAAACCUCUGCUCAACACUAGAUGCUCACCCAGUGAUGCUGAGAUAUAUUAUGGAUACUCUGGAGCAUUAAGAUGCCUGCAGGAGAAAGGAGAUGUGGCUUUUGUUAAACAUACCACAGUGUUUGAAAAUACAGAGGGCAGGAAUCCUGCAGAUUGGGCAAAAAAGCUUAAGCCCAAUGAUUUUGAGCUGUUGUGCCCCAAUGGAUCUCGUGCGUCAGUCACGGACUACAAGAAUUGCCACCUGGCAGAAGUACCAGCACAUGCUGUAGUUUCCCGGCCAAAUAAACGGAGCAGUGUUUUAAGAAUUGUUAGAGAACAGCAGGCUCAGUUUGGGCGAAAUGGAAGCCAGAGACAGAAUUUUCAGUUGUUUGGAUCAAAGGAAGGAAAGGACCUUCUCUUUAAAGACUCUACUCAAUGCUUGCUUGAGGUUGACCAGAAAACCACAAUAGAAGAUUUCCUGGGGAACUCCUACUACUCUGCUGUGUCCAUGCUAAAUAAAUGUUCUCCUACAUCAGGUAUUGUACUGCCUUUCCUUCUAUUUCUUUUAUCUUUCAUAAAAGAGUUAUAUAUUCCAAUUAACCUUGUUUAUAUUUUCUUGUGA
Staurois parvus is the source of this 1287-nucleotide messenger RNA. Lineage: Eukaryota; Metazoa; Chordata; Amphibia; Anura; Ranidae. The record is from the annotation of a GenBank genome assembly.